AUGCUCGCAACGUACUGCCGAUUUACGACCCGUGAUGCUGCGGACGAGAACGUGACGCUGAUUUACGCUGAUCUGCGGAAGAUGCUCUCGUCGCCGCGCUUCGACCUCUACAUGACUUAUCGCUGCUCCGCCUAUUUUUUCCCUAUCUUUUGCCUGUGCCGCCUGCGCUGGUCCCCUCGUUUCGCCUUCUGCUGCGCUGGUCCCCUCGUUUUGCCUUCUACUAAGUGUUGCGGUGUUGCGGUGCCCCAACAUAUGCUCGCGCUUCCCGUGGCGGCGGCUCAUCUGGACUGGACUGGACUCGCCAGCUGGAUUCAAAAGCGCGUGGUGACGCAGCUGGACUCUCCGGCCGCCCUCUACAAGCUCGCCGCCUUCCCCGCCAAGGCUGAGGUGCUACUCAGGUUCACAGCGAGGCCGCUUCGUUGCCGGGGCUGUGCUGCAUCUGCAGCGUCGAGGCACCCAUUGGUGCACACGGCGGGUGCGCGUGACGCCAUCUACAAGGACUCUGCCACACCCGCGUGGACGGCGGGUGGAGAGCGUGUGGUGGCGCAUCCGGACUCGCCUGACGCCAUCUACAAGGACUCCGCCGUCUUCCCCGCUAAGGGAAGAGGCAGCAGCGGAGGUGCUAUGAAGAGCAGAAUGGUUAAGGGCGGAGUGGCAGCGAGUGGGUGGCAGUAUGCAGUCACGCCCCCUGCCUCACCCCGCCUCGCUCCACUGAGCCUCCGCCACUGCACCACCACCUUCCUUCCUUUACCAUGUCUUCCACGUGUCAGUGCCAGUGAAUCUCGUGGUGUUAGCACUGACUCCAAGGAGUUCGAGCUUGCGUACACCCGAGCCAAGAGAAAUAUUGAGUGUGGGAACUAUUUGUCUCGGGAAAUGUCGUUCGACUCCAGCUCAUCGCACUCCAGCUCACUGCACUCCAGCUCAUCGCGGCAUAUGGCGUCCAGCCGGGCACAGAUGGAUCAGGACGAUACCAUUUUGCUUCUGGCCGUUGUUGGAGGAGGACUGGGUGACGCUCGUGCUCGAUUACUCCAACUGACCGGUGGUAAAUCUGCACGCGGAUUGGCGUUGCGUCUACAAGGUGCUGGUCAGCUCUACUAUGAGACGAGGAGCACCAGGAGUUGCGCGUGGUGGCGGCGCGCAUCACUGUGGUCUGGCUGGCGCAGACACUCAGGUGCGGCGGGUGGAGAGAGAGUGUGGGUGGCGCAUCCGGACUCGCCUGGCGCCAUCUACAAGGACACCCCGCCGUUACCUCCACCGAGGGGACAGGCAGAAGAGAUUCAAGAUUGGACAUCUAAGGUCAAAAUUAUGAUUCCAUCAAGCUUGUGGCCUCCGCUGUCCAGCCUGGAGUGGGAACGUCGUGUGAGCGAGUGCUACUACCAUAACACGAAGACACUUAGCUAUGUUGAAGGUUAUUACUGA
Messenger RNA from Closterium sp. Yama58-4, 1419 nucleotides. The record is from the annotation of a GenBank genome assembly. Lineage: Eukaryota; Viridiplantae; Streptophyta; Zygnematophyceae; Desmidiales; Closteriaceae.